GUGUGCAUUUCUAUUUUCAUGUUUCCCAGGACACACCCAAUCCUCAACCUUUCGGAAAUCGAGGGAUCGUAUUUUCCUGAAUGUCUGGAGCGCACCAACUGGAUAUGCAUUUUUCUUACCUCGGAGGUUACAUGCCGUGGUGGAUAGCUUGGACGAGGAUGACAGGGCGUCACUCCCCUCUCUGAGGAUGGAGGGCUGUGGGCCAUUGCAUUCGGUGGCAGGCUCGGGUAAUAUGGCGGUCUGCAAGUACUUGGUGGAGCAGCUCGGAUUUGAUGUAGAUUUUGAAGCUAUUAAUCAUGGUUCCGGUAUCACACCUUUGGCUUUUGCAGCGGCACAUGGGCAAGUGAUUGCUGCAAGGUAUUUUCUUGACAAAGGUGCUAAUCCAAAUAAGAAGAACUCCUCUAGAGGCACAACUCCUCUGCAUGAGGCAGCAGAAGCAGGGCAUGAUGAAAUAGCACGGCUUUUGCUAUCGAAAGGAGCUAGUGUUGAUGCAUCUUCUUUUUACGGGGCUCCUCUAGUUGCUGCUGGUGUUCGUGGGAAGUUCAGUGUUAUGAAGAUUUUGUUAGAGAAUAAUGCAGAUCCAAACAAGGUCUCAUGGGAUUUUGGUACACCCCUGACUUUUUUUUUUUUUUUGAGAAUAAAAUCCUAA
Lolium perenne is the source of this 649-nucleotide messenger RNA. Lineage: Eukaryota; Viridiplantae; Streptophyta; Magnoliopsida; Poales; Poaceae. The record is from RefSeq and is a predicted model, not a curated record.